CUUUAUUUUAUUCAGAACAUCAGCGUUCCGUAUCUUUGUGACGCGGUGUGUUGCAGUAAAACAGCACCGUGCAGAAAACAUGGCUGAAGCGUAAGGUUAACUUCACGUAAAAUAUGUCGGGGCGAGCAUUAACACGACGGCAUGCUUUACAUCGUUUGGGAACGGGGCUCUCUUCUGUACUGUUGAGAUGUAUCGGCACUGCUCACGGAUCGCCUCCUCACGCGGACGAAGCGUCGCUUUAUGUUCACUGGCCCUACUGCCUAAAAAGAUGCUCCUACUGCAACUUCAACAAGUACAUUGCUCGCAAUCCAAACCACGCGGUCAUGACGGCAUGUCUGCGGAAAGAGACGCGAACCCUGCUGCGGCUCAGCCGGGUCUCCAGGAUCAGCUCUGUGUUUUUUGGCGGAGGAACACCCAGCCUGGCUCAGCCCUCCGCAGUCGCCGCCGUCUUGGAGACCGUCUCCAGACACGCUCAUCUCUCAGAUGAAGCGGAGGUCACUCUGGAGGUCAACCCCACGCCCGCUGGAAAAGCCGGUCUGAAAGACUUCAAGUCCGCAGGAGUCAACCGGUUUUCCGUGGGAGUCCAGUCGCUGAACGAUGACCGCCUGAGGACGCUAGGCAGGGAUCACGAUUCCCGGCACGCUCUCCGGACCGUGUCGGAGGCCAGGACGCUCUGUCCCGGACGCGUCUCGGUGGACGUCAUGUUUGCUCUUCCGGGACAAAGUGUGAAGGCGUGGGAGGGCGAGCUGGACGAACUGCUGCCGCUUUGCGACGAUCACGUUUCACUGUAUCAGCUGACUCUGGAAAGGGGCACGCGGCUUUUCAAGCAGGUGCACGGAGGCGAGCUGAGCGUGCCCGGGGACGACGACGCCGCCGCUAUGUACGACUCGGCGCGACGAGUCCUGGAGAAAGCUGGGUUUCGGCAAUACGAAGUGUCCAACUUUGCCAGAAAUGACGCUGUGGGUGAACAUAACGUCGGGUACUGGAAGGGGCGGCAGUACAUCGGUGUGGGACCAGGGCGCCACGGACGGUUUGUGCCGCGUGCGUGUGGGAGGAGUUCAGAGGAAGCUCGGACCCAGACUUUAGAACCGGAUGUUUGGAUGCGAGAGGUUCAGCGUCCACGGUCACGGGACACGCCGCGGAUCCAGCUCGACCGCCGUGGCCUGCUGGAGGAGGUUUUGGUCAUGGGUCUGCGUAUGAACGAAGGGAUCACCAAGCAGCACUGGGACCUGUUCAGCCCCGAAGACGACCUGCAACGCAUUUUUGGGAGCUCUGAAAAAGUUCAAGAAUUUCAAGCGGGGGGACUUGUAACACUUAAUGACAAGGGUUUGCGGUGCUCCUGGGAAGGACUGGCUUUACUGGACAGCAUCUUACCCACAAUGCUGCUGGAAUUAGAGGUGUUUUUCAGACAGCAGGACACCAGCAGAAAGACAGACGUAGAGAGAGACAGAUGACCUUUUGCAUCAGAGAAAUAUGAGAAAGAGAUUGACAUUGCAAGGCGAUGCAGAAUACAGUAAAAUUAAACAAAUUGUCCCAUGAGGAGAAAUAUUAAAUCUUGAAGAAUGAACAUUGGUGAGUGAUGUGACGCUUGUUUUCUUGUUAUUAAUUCUUUUAUUCACAAAUACAGUAUUUUUUUUUCUUUAUGAUGAGAAUGGUUUUUAAUGUCUCAAUUUUUAAUGUUUUUUUUUUAUUUUUGGGGAUGCAUGUA
Puntigrus tetrazona (Sumatra barb) is the source of this 1708-nucleotide messenger RNA. RefSeq names its product radical S-adenosyl methionine domain-containing protein 1, mitochondrial-like. The record is from RefSeq and is a predicted model, not a curated record. Gene Ontology annotation, biological process: porphyrin-containing compound biosynthetic process. The transcript is spliced from 9 exons. Bases 114 to 1454 code for a protein of 446 amino acids. Gene Ontology annotation, molecular function: 4 iron, 4 sulfur cluster binding; coproporphyrinogen oxidase activity. Gene Ontology annotation, cellular component: cytoplasm. NCBI's taxonomy places the organism in Eukaryota, Metazoa, Chordata, Actinopteri, Cypriniformes, Cyprinidae.